AUGGAGGGUCAGAAGCAGAUGAGUUUCACGUUUGAGAUAGAUAACUUCUCCGACAAGGAAGCUUCCAUAUUUUCACCAAAAUUCUCAAGUGGAGGCUGCCAAUGGGUUGUUAAAGUUUAUCCCAAAGGAAAAGUAAUCGAUGAUCACUUGUCUCUGUUCCUCUGUGUUGCGAAUCCUGAAACAUUGAGACUUGGAUGGAAAAGGCGAGCUAGUUAUUCCUUCUUUCUGGUGAAUCAAUCAGGCAAAGAGCUCUUCAAAUUAAAUGGAUGGGGUAUAGCAAAAGCCAUGCCUCUUAAAAAGCUUCAAGAAAAAGGGUUUUUGGAGAAGAACAAACUCAUAGUUAAAGUUGAAGUAAAAGUAGUUGAAGUUGUUGAUCAAGGAGGUGUCACCGGGAACGAGACGUUAGAUGUCAAGGGUUUCCAAGUCCCUUAUUCUCAGACUCUGAACAAGCCUCCGCGUAACAUCUCUGAGACUGAGUUAAGCAACGCCCGGAGCGAGUUGUUCGGUCUAACAGAAGCAGGAUUCAAGCUAGAUUGGUUGAAGACAAAGUUUGAUGCGAUUUCCUUGGCGAGGAAGAAAACAAAUGCUGCUGAUGGAUUUCGAGUCCAAGAACUCGAGGAACUCAUCAAGAAUCUUAAAGAUGAGGUGUUCAUGUUGGAGCCUAAAGGUGAGCUGGACAAGGAGUUUGGUAAAUAUGAUGCUAAACUUCUGUCCCAAAUUUCUGCUAAGGUUCUGUUGUUGGAGCAGACGGUGUCGGAUUUCAAAGACGAGUUGUCGGAUCUUAAAGACGAGCUGAACAAGGAGAAGGACAAAUCCGAUACUUGUGCUGCUAAAGUUUUGUCGUUGGAACAGAUGGUGUUGAAUCUCACAGCUGAGCUGAACAAGGAGAAGAGUGUUGUUUGCUCUUGGGAAGUAUUGGAUUACGCAGAUGCCCAUAAUGAAAAGUAG
This is a messenger RNA of Microthlaspi erraticum, 948 nucleotides long. The record is from the annotation of a GenBank genome assembly. NCBI's taxonomy places the organism in Eukaryota, Viridiplantae, Streptophyta, Magnoliopsida, Brassicales, Brassicaceae.